Messenger RNA from Oreochromis niloticus (Nile tilapia), 817 nucleotides. RefSeq lists its product as uncharacterized. Gene Ontology annotation, cellular component: external side of plasma membrane. NCBI's taxonomy places the organism in Eukaryota, Metazoa, Chordata, Actinopteri, Cichliformes, Cichlidae. Bases 187 to 735 code for a protein of 182 amino acids. The record is from RefSeq and is a predicted model, not a curated record. The transcript has 5 exons. Gene Ontology annotation, biological process: regulation of T cell proliferation; T cell receptor signaling pathway.
CAGGAAAUGUUCCUAUCUGACAGAGUCACACACUUCUCUUUACUGAACAUGGUGUUUGUUAGCACGUGGCAAAUAGCUUUUACAUAGUGAGGACUGUGAUAACCCCCUCACACCUUCCAGGAAACAAAAUCUGUCCUCAUCACAGACCUGCAUCAAACAGCUUAGCGGGCUUCAGAGGAGAGCAAGAUGAGGGUGAGGGCUCUGUGGAUGGUGGUGAUGGUGUGCUUCAGUGAUGGAGAAGGCACAGAAUGCUUAGGUGGCCCCGUCAUCUCAGUGACCGAAUCCAGUAAAGUGAUGGUUCCAUGUCCACGUAUCCAAGCCUCAGAGAUGAAAUAUCAGUUCAUCUUCAAUGAAAAACCCAUCAGUAAAGUCUGCCUGAAUAAGAACCAUACUGCACAGUUUGAAGUCACAGUGAGUGAGAGUGGGAUGUACUCCUGCAUCACUGAGAAGAUUUAUCCUCCACCAUACAAACAGAGCUGUCAGAGAAUCCAAGUCAAUGUGACUGAUGGGAAGACUUUCAACGACAGCAUCAUACCUGUUAAGGACUGUCCAUGCAAUCCUCCGUUAAUCCCAGAGGUGGUGAUGUGGGCGGGAUCUUGUGCUUUAUUGGUCUACAGCCUGACAAUCACCUGCAUAACCAUUGCUAUAUGGAAAAAGCAGAAGAAAGAAGAGAUGGAUAGUGUUGUGUAUGAAAACACCAGACCCAGAGACUUCAGGAAAUCUCCCAAACUUUAACUGCUGCUUAUGGCAAUCAUCCAUAAAUAUCAUGAGUAUUAAACCUAGGAAUGCUGCCAACACCUUUUAGUACAAGUCAGAA